Messenger RNA from Striga hermonthica, 258 nucleotides. The record is from the annotation of a GenBank genome assembly. Lineage: Eukaryota; Viridiplantae; Streptophyta; Magnoliopsida; Lamiales; Orobanchaceae.
AUGCACCUGUUCGGCGGUCUGGUGGUGGUGCUCGGCUCCGUCGCCUUCACGCUCGUGAACAUGGUAUGCUUUUACUGUAAGUUCUCCGGUCACUUCGAGAACAUGGAAGGUGGAGGCGACGUGGCGCGAGAUUCAACUCUGGGAGAAGGCUGCUGCGCCUACGGCGGCGACGCUGGAGAUGGAGGAUACGUUGGUGUUGAGAAGUUGGAUAAACUGGCCAUGCCGAUGUCUAGUAGGGUGCUUGACUUUCUGGGCUGA